CUCCAGCUACGUGACCGACGACCAACACUUUGAAUUUCGCGACUCUGUUGCAGCUGUUCCACCUCACCUCUCGACACCCGCGACAACGAACUCGCGGGUCCAGCAUCCCCCCCAGCGACUCAGAAGCAACGAUCCACCAGGAGCCAGUAGAAAACGGCUGCCGAAGCCGAAGCAAGAAAACCGGGCAAACAAGCGCCGAUCGACCGAUCCGCCAGAUGGUGCUAGGUGACGCAUCGCUCGGGGCGAUUCGCGUGGUGGUUAGCAUAGCCAAUUGGCAUAGUUCUCGGUUAGUGCGCGUUCUCCGGCAAAGCCCGCUGCAUAUAGUCGCUUCGUUCACUCUCCUUCGCCCCGGUCCUUUGCCGCUGCGUGCUACCGCGGUACGCGCGUCCGUUCCUCUGCAACGCCAGUUCAGUUAGCUCCAAGCUCUCGGUCCCUACGUUCUUACUCACGUCCAGAGGAAGUAGUCCUGAGAAUCGUAAAAAAUGAGUUCUAGCGCCUGUUACAAGUGUAACAGAAUGGGCCAUUUCGCCAGAGAAUGCCCCCAGGGUGGCGGCGGUGGUGGUGGCGGUGGAACUGGUAUGCGAGACCGUCGUGAAGGCUUCAGCAGAGGCCGCGAAAAGUGCUUCAAGUGCAAUCAGUAUGGACACUUUGCACGCGAAUGCAAGGAGGAUCAGGACCUCUGCUACCGUUGCAAUGGUGUUGGACACAUUGCUAAAGACUGCCAGCAGGGACCCGAGAUGAGCUGUUACAACUGUAACAAAACUGGACACAUGGCCCGCAGCUGUCCUGAGAGCAGUGACGGAGGACGCUACUCAACGCAGAACUGCUACACUUGUCACAAAAUAGGACACAUCGCACGUAACUGCCCCGAGGGUGGCGGCAAGACCUGUUACAUCUGCAACAAGCCUGGUCACAUUAGCCGUGAGUGCGAUCAAGACGACAGAAAGUAGAAAUCCGCUGGAAUCCGUGCCGCUAGCUUAAACGAAACGACAACCACCGUUUACCGCCUCUUGCGCGCGCGCCAAUUACCAGGGGAAUUUUGUAGCUAGGUAGGGAUGAUGAUACCUAAAGACUUGAAUAAGCCUAACAAGCGGGGCAUCGAGCCCCUUCGCGUUCAGGUGAAUCGUCGAUACUUAACAUCCGCCUAUCUUUUUCUCUCCUACGCCCCCAAAGCUCCUGGUGACAUUACUUAUUAUUUUUACUAUUAUUAUUACUUCCCUAAUUUCUUAUUAUAUCUUCAAUUCGCCCUCGUUUCCCUUCGGUUGUGCCUCAAUCAAUUCACCCAACAUCAAAAAAAUAUCCAAUUUUCGACCCAUUUUCUUGUCAUUCCUAUUUUCUGUACUCUUAUUCCAUCUAUAAGGACUUCAUAUCACUUUUAAGGAGUGCAAGUGUUUUACUUACAGCUAAAAUUGUUCUUGAUUUAAAAAUUUUUUUUUCAAUUUUAUACAUAUAAUCAGGUAUUAUUGUCUCAUGUGUACGCGUGCUUAUUACAUUUAUACUUUGGAAAGGCAAUAAGCAGAUGCCGGACUUCUUUUAAUAGUAGUGUUGCAGUCAAAAGCUCUAGAAUUUAUUCUGCUGGUUGUCGUUGCUGAAAUCUCAGUUGCAUAGUAGAAAUGCUAACCGCAAGAAAAAUUAUAUUCACAUUUUUAAUCUGAUGUUGAUAGAAAGGUCAGCCGAUCAAUCAAUUAGAGUUAACAAAUUGUAAAAAUUUCUGUCUGAAAAUAAUUUUUCUCGUGGAUAACCGAUUUCUCUUAAAUGAUCAAACGAAUUGUGGGUAUUUAAUUCUUUGGUAAAUAAAAAUUACCAUGUACUAACAGUAAAGAAGUGUAACGAUGUAAUCGUACUGUAAUGUACGGUUUCAAAAAAUGAAUGUAGCGCAUAGAAUGGGAAGCCCUUCUUACCCACCUCCCCUCUAUUCCUUCCCGCCGUGUCACUCUUCACGGGCUCCUCAUACUACGAUGAAUUUUUUUAUUUUCUCAUGAUGUUUUACGAUGCAAGGUGUUUGUAAAGCGAAGCUAAGAAGAAACGAGUUGUAAUGAUAAAUUUGACAACGAAAGAGUGAAUAAAAGGUGUCGAGUUAUAGUUGGUUUUUUUUUUUCAAGUUAUAACUUGAUAAAUAAGUUGCUGGUCGGUAAUGAAGCUCGUUUUAUUUUUGUUUUUAUUUUAGUACAAAUAUUAUAAAUAUCAGUAAAUAAACAAAUAAAGAAACAUCACGUAAAAUAAAUGUGAUAGCAAAUCACGAGUGUAACUUUUUUAUGAUUAUAUCUACACAUCUUGUAUCUAACUGACGAUACUCUCUUCGUUCUAAUAAGAGAGUAAUCGUACGCUUCAUUUUCCUAUUGCUCCUCUAUGUAAGGCUCAGUAUAGUUAAAGCUGACGAAAUUCAGAAGUAUAAUGGUAAAAAAUAAAAAAAUAAAAAAAAUACGCACGUGUGUAUUGGUCUUAGGAUAUAAAUAUAUAUAAAUACGUGCUACGUAAAACGUUAAAAGAAAGAAGAUAAAGUCUGCGGCUAAACUAUUAUUGUAAGAAUGUAAUGAGAUUUGUAAUAAGAGUGGAGGACUGACUUGGAGGUCUGAUAAAACGGUUGCUGCGAGCGCGCAAACAGUUUAUAUUAGUUUUGUGUAAUUACCUUGAAUGUAUAUUAAAGCCAUGUGGUCAUUAGGUUGACUGUUUCUAAUGUUGGGUCCAAUCAUAAAUGGAAGGUGUAUUUUUUUCUCAUUAAAAAUAGCAUUUUUCAACAUAAAAGCCUUUUUCGUUUUUCCUUUGUUACUUUUCUUUUUCAUUAACUUUUGUAAAUUUUAUCGUGAUAACGUUUAUGGUGUGUAAAUACUUGAGUAUUUAUCACAUUCUGUGUAUCGUCAUGAUCAAACAUCAUUGUGGCCGUGUUGUUCAUGCCAUUGAUUUAUUGAGGGUAGAUGUUGAAAAGUAUUUAAACAUCAUUAUAAAAUGUAUCAAUAAGUUCUCAUAGGUUCUCAUUACAUUUUUACACUUCAUAAUUAAUAAUUUAUGCAACAUUUAAAUACACGUGAGCGUGCAAUUGUAAAAAGUUAGAUAUACUGUGGUCGUUGCUGGUGAUGGAUGCCGAUUUUGCGUAAAUACGUUUUUUAUGAUAUGUAUAAAAAUGUACAGAAACUUACAGAUCCACAAGACAGAAAAUGACUAUAGAUUCCCGUACACUUUAGUAUAUUUAAGGAUAAUCAAUUUCGUACAAUAAUUUACUCAUUUUUCUAUACAAAUUGUCACUGGCUAUUUAGUUUUUGUACAACGUCAAGUGUUGCACAAUAAAUUAAAUAUGUAGAUAGCAGAAUUUAUACAGAACAGAACUGAGGCGCACAUAUAUAUUUAUAUAUGUGAUUUUAUGGUCGGAAAGUAAUUUGAACGCUGUGUAAGAAAGACAUUGAAGAAGCUUAAGGACAGGGUCAUACAACUUUUCUUGUUUGGCUCAAAUAACUAAGUAGGAAUUGAUCUUAUAGUUUGUAUGAAUCUGAAAUAGUUGAAAAAAAAAAAAAAAAAAAAAAAUAGUU
Messenger RNA from Copidosoma floridanum, 3524 nucleotides. RefSeq names its product CCHC-type zinc finger nucleic acid binding protein (gene CNBP). NCBI's taxonomy places the organism in Eukaryota, Metazoa, Arthropoda, Insecta, Hymenoptera, Encyrtidae. Gene Ontology annotation, molecular function: zinc ion binding; nucleic acid binding. The record is from RefSeq and is a predicted model, not a curated record.